AUGAAUAAAACGAAUGAGAGCCAUGAUGAUGCUACCGCGGGUGACGUCGAUGGCUGGAAGAUACCUCGACUCAUUGCCGUUCAGGAUGAUUGCCCAGCACAACCCGCGCCAAAAAAGGGACCAACCGCCACCAGCGUCAAAUACGGGUCCCGACAUAUCAAAUGA
This is a messenger RNA of Paracoccidioides brasiliensis Pb18, 165 nucleotides long. RefSeq lists its product as uncharacterized. The transcript is spliced from 2 exons. Bases 1 to 165 code for a protein of 54 amino acids. The record is from RefSeq and is a predicted model, not a curated record.